AUGGCAUUGUAUGCUAGUCUAGAGAUAGAUGAUGAGGGACAAAUGAUGGCUAUUUGGCAAAUGAAGCCAUUGCUUACUGAUCGAAUUAAAAUAGCAGCACAGAAUAAUGAAAAGUAUGUGAAAUUGAUGGAAGAAGCUCAGGAUGGCAAGAAACUAGACUUUUCAGUGAAUGAUAAUGGCUUACUGUUGCACCAAAACAGAGUGUGCAUUCCAAAUGAUGUUGAAUUGAGGCAAACCUUUAUGAAGGAAGCACAUAACUCUCUUUUUGCGAUGCACCUUGGCAGAACCAAAAUGUAUAAAAUUGUCAAGGAGCACUAUUGGUGGAUGGAUAUGAAGAAAGAUACAGUUGAAUAUGUAUCCAAAUGCCUUACUUGUCAGUAA
This is a messenger RNA of Hevea brasiliensis (rubber tree), 381 nucleotides long. RefSeq lists its product as uncharacterized. Lineage: Eukaryota; Viridiplantae; Streptophyta; Magnoliopsida; Malpighiales; Euphorbiaceae. The transcript has a single exon. The record is from RefSeq and is a predicted model, not a curated record. The coding region runs from base 1 to 381 and encodes 126 amino acids.